AGGCGGGCUAGGCCCUGCUGGUGGCUUUUCCUCGGCUGAGCGUGGAGCCUGGCCGGGGCGUUUCUGCCUCUCCUCUGCCGCCUUUUUGCCUUUCCUUUGGCUUCAGAUAUGGCUUUGCGCUGAGGUAGGAACCUUAAUAGCCCGGCGUUGCUUUGGUCAGGCCUCCUGUGAGGCUUGUGGGUUUGUAAAGUGUCUGGUUAUAGAGAGAAUGCCUCGUUUCGGUUUGUUUUCCUCCCUUCCCAGAGCCUUGCGGGGCUUAGGCUGGCUCGGCUCCCUUGGGUGAAAAGGCUGCCAUGGCCCUGCCGGAGUGGCACAUCGCGGUGAAGCUGGCGGACCAGCCCCUGGCUCCCAAAUCCAUCUUGCGUUUGCCGGAGACAGAGCUGGGAGAAUGCCCCCUCGGAGGGUGCAGCAUCUCCUACCUCAAGCAGCUCAUCACUGGCAGACUGCAGGAGUCUGUCCCGGACCCUGAGCUCAUUGAUCUGAUCUACUGUGGCCGGAAGCUGAGGGAUGACCAGACCCUGGACUUCUAUGGCAUCCAGUCCGGCUCCACUGUCCAUGUCCUGCGCAAGUCCUGGCCAGAGCCUGAUCAGAAACCAGAGCCUGUGGACAAGGUGGCAGCCGUACGAGAGUUCCGAGUCCUCCACACUGCCCUGCACAGCAGCCCUGCCUACAGAGAUGCAGUCUUCAAGAUGCUGGGGAACAAGGAGUCGCUGGAUCAGAUCAUUGUAGCUACUCCUGGCCUCAGCAGCGACCCUGUUGCUUUGGGAGUCCUGCAGGAUAAGGAUCUCUUCUCAGUGUUUGCAGACCCCACCAUGCUGGACACGCUAAUCCCAGCCCACCCUGCCCUGGUCAAUGCCAUUGUCCUGGUGCUGCACUCAGUGGCUGGCAGCACUCCCUUGCCAGCCCCUGAGACCUCCUCCCGAGGCAUGGCCUCCGGCUCCUACCGUGACAUGCCAGGUGGCUUUCUGUUUGAAGGUCUGUCUGAUGAUGAAGAUGACUUCCACCAGAGCACAAGAUCCACGCCGUCCGGCAGCACCUCCGGCUCCCGCCCGGCCUCCCUGGGCUACGCAGGGGCUGCCGGCCCCCGGCCCAUCACCCAGAGCGAGCUGGCCACCGCCCUGGCCCUGGCCAGCACCCCAGAGAGCAGCUCCCACACACCCACCCCUGGCACCCAGGGUCACUCCUCUGGGACCUCCCCAAUGUCAUCCAGCGUGCAGUCAGGGACACCCAUCACCAAUGACCUCUUCAGCCAGGCCUUACAGCACGCCCUGCAGGCCUCAGGGCAGCCCAGCCUGCAGAGCCAGUGGCAGCCCCAGCUCCAGCAGCUGCGAGACAUGGGCAUCCACGACGAUGAGCUGAGCCUCCGUGCCCUGCAGGCCACUGGAGGGGACAUUCAGGCUGCUCUGGAGCUUAUCUUUGCUGGUGGGGCUCCCUAGCUUUGGGGGCAGGAGAGGCUGGACUGGGGAGUUGGACUGAGGCAGCUGUCGCAUUCCUUGGUCUGGGACUUGGCCCUGACCCUUUGUCUGCACUGGGGUUCAGCGUGGAGCUGUUGGGGUGGUUGCUUCUUUCCCUUGUAGGUGGGCAGUGUACUCCUGUUUGAGAGCCACUGACCAUGCUGAGGGCAGCUGCUCCAGGAAUCUCUCUCCAGCCUCCUGGCCACCAGAAACAAGACCUCAGACCUUUGUCCAGCAUGGUUCCUCUGUCUUAGAUCUGCCAGCACCCUCUCCUGUCUGCUGUUUCAUUCCUGCCCCCCUGAUGUGUCUCUUGUUCUGCUGUUGUGGUCCCUCAGACUGUAUUAAAUGGACUACAUUC
Molecule: messenger RNA, 1812 nt
Organism: Dryobates pubescens (Downy woodpecker)
Lineage: Eukaryota; Metazoa; Chordata; Aves; Piciformes; Picidae
Product: ubiquitin-like protein 7
Exons: 10
Coding region: 294-1436 (380 amino acids)
Biological process (GO): ubiquitin-dependent protein catabolic process
Cellular component (GO): cytosol
Molecular function (GO): polyubiquitin modification-dependent protein binding
Source: RefSeq, a predicted model, not a curated record